AUGACCAUCAUGAACUACUGCAUUCUGUUCUUCCUCUGCUUCAUAAUACCCCUUGAAUUUGGCAACGUGGAAACGCAUUCAGGUCCCUCACCUCAGAUUCUGCAUUCUUCCCAUGAAGACAAAAACAGGUCCAUAACACUGCCUAUGAAAGCAGAACAUGCACACUCUACAUCUAGAAAAUUUCUAUUGCAUGGUUCUUGCACAAAAAGAGACAUAAGCAUUUCACAAAGUAGAACAUCUACAUCUGGGAUUCCACUAUACGUUGUGGAAAUUGUGAAUACCUGUGUUUCGGAGUGUGCUCCAUACGACAUUCACCUUCACUGUGGCUGGUUUGCUUCUGCAAGAAUAAUCAACCCCAGAUUGUUCAAGAGACUCUCUUAUGAUGAUUGUUUGGUGAAUGGAGGGGAACCUUUAGCCUCUGGUCAGAUCAUCAGAUUCACCUAUUCCAAUUCCUUCAUGUAUCCUCUUGCAUUCAAGUUUGCCAAAUUUUGCUAA
This is a messenger RNA of Abrus precatorius (Indian licorice), 495 nucleotides long. RefSeq names its product TPD1 protein homolog 1-like. Gene Ontology annotation, biological process: cell fate determination. NCBI's taxonomy places the organism in Eukaryota, Viridiplantae, Streptophyta, Magnoliopsida, Fabales, Fabaceae. The transcript has 3 exons. The record is from RefSeq and is a predicted model, not a curated record. The coding region runs from base 1 to 495 and encodes 164 amino acids.